AUGUUUCCAAAGGGCACCAAACGCAAGUUCUUUGACUCAGCAGAGGAGGCGGCGGUGACGCAAGCGGUGAGCGGUCCCGGCGAACGUGGCCCGACCGGCGGUGCCCGGACGCCGUCGCCCUCGUACAGCCUCCAGCGGCAGUCUCUUCUGGACAUGUCGCUGAUUAAAUUGCAACUGUGCCACAUGCUGGUGGAGCCCAACCUGUGCCGCUCGGUGCUCAUCGCCAACACGGUGCGACAAAUCCAGGAGGAGAUGACGCAGGACGGCACCUGGCAGAUUAUGACGCAGGCGUUGGCCGCCGCCCAGUGCCCCGCCGACCGCCUGGUGGCCACCGAGGUGCUGUGCCGACAGUCGGACCCCUCGGCGGCGGCGGGGCAGAGUCCCAAGCCCUAUCCUCUGGCGGGCGGCCCGGAAGAGGUGGCGAUGGAAGCGGCGGAUGCCCGCAAGGAGGUCCCGCCCGUGCCGUCCUACCCCCCGGCACCCUUCGGCGAGACGGGCCCCCGCUGGGAGGAGCACGAGGACGACUGUGAGGACGAGGAGGACGAGUCGGAGGGUGAGGACGAGCGCCCCGAGGGGGAGCGGGUCUUCGGCACCUUCGAGAUCAAGCAGCCGCCGUUGCCGCCCCCGCCGGACCCGGCGUUGGAGGAGCUCUUCUCGGAUGUGGACCCGUCCUACUACGAGCUGGACACGGUGCUGACGGGCAUGCAGAGCGCCCCCAAGAUGGGACCUUAUGACCUGCUGGAGAGCCUGUCCUCCCACGGGCCGCCGCCCCUCAGCCCCAGCGCCAGCUGUCGCUCGGACCUCAACGAACUGGACCACAUCAUGGAAAUAAUUGUGGGCUCCUGA
Molecule: messenger RNA, 846 nt
Organism: Nerophis lumbriciformis (worm pipefish)
Lineage: Eukaryota; Metazoa; Chordata; Actinopteri; Syngnathiformes; Syngnathidae
Source: RefSeq, a predicted model, not a curated record